Molecule: messenger RNA, 2362 nt
Organism: Varroa destructor (honeybee mite)
Lineage: Eukaryota; Metazoa; Arthropoda; Arachnida; Mesostigmata; Varroidae
Source: RefSeq, a predicted model, not a curated record
UAUAUAUAGGGCUGGCGAAGUAAAAUUCCGAGGAUCGUGAUUCGAUCGUAGAAACGAAGCGAAAUUGGCAGGAUGCCAUCGUGGUCGGGCCGGAGAUCCCGAAAGGGAUCUCGGUUAUCAGGUGGUUCAGGUUCAGUUUCUUCUGCACUUCAAAGUCUGAUGCCUGAAGAGUGCAAGACGACGGAGACGACCACAGUCCGAAAAAAGGAAGAAGUAAUUAUAGAGUGCGAUAAUCCGGAGUAUAUCAAACUCCUGGCUAAAGAACUUGAACCAAUUUUUCAGAAGGAUAAUGACCAGCGAAUCAGUGCGGUCAUUUCCACAAGAACUAGCCACAGCCCGUCUAAGGAAUCACGCACUUCAAAAAGAAUGCCGUCAAAGAAGCGUUCCGUAAAACCUCGUUCACGGUUGCCGACGCGUCGACUAGCAUACCAGGAUUCAGAGUCGCGAAGUGAUAGGCGUAUAAGAAAGGUACCGAAACGUGAGCGUAAGAUCUCGAACCUACUUGGGGGCCUAGUAGGACGGAUCCGAUCAAUUGGAAAGAGAGGUCCUCGAAACGAGUUUGAAAAUUGGUCCCUGCAAAGCAAAAGCCCCCAAACGUCUAGGCUGAGUUGGAAACAUAAGCCUGGCUCGUCUGAGUUUCCUAGUGAUACGAGAAAACAUGGAUCAUCAAAACAACCUUAUCGCAGGAGGUUUAGACCGAAGUUAGACGAUAGGUUGAAGCAACGUAGGUCUAGGGCAUUAACGAAGCCCUCAAUAUCGAAAAGACUGUCGUCGUUGCAUAAACCUAACAAGCCACCCAAAAAGUCAACAAGACCCUUUGAGAAACAGUUUUCUGAAAGAUCUUCACGAAAAUCCAAAAGACCGAGACUGUCUUUGUUUAGUGCAAGAUCAAAACCUGAAAAAUAUAGACAGUCCAGAUCUUCAGGCAAGUCUACGUUCAAAAAAUCUAAUCUUUCGAAGCAGUCCAGAUUUACGGGCAGCCCCUCGCCAGAUAAAUCCAGGCAUUCGCCAGAUAAAUCCAGGCAUUCGCCAGAUAAAUCCAGGCAUUCGCCAGAUAGGUCCAGGCAUUCGCCACCAUCAUUGAAAGAAUCUAGGCCAUCGUCGAAAGAAUCUAGGCCAUCGUCGAAAGAAUCUAGGCCAUCGUCGAAAGAAUCUAGGCCAUCGUCGAAAGAAUCUAGGCCAUCGUCGAAAGAAUCUAGGCCAUCAUCAGAGAAGCCAAAGGUUUCAUCGAAAAAGUCUAAGAUUUCGUCGAAGUUUUCACCGAAAAAGUUUAAGCUUUCGUCUAAAACGUCCAAACCAGCAUUCAACAAAUACGCAGUGAGGUCUUCACCGAAGAAGUCUAAACUUUCAAGUACGUCUGGAACAAGAAGUUCGAAGCCAUUGCGAAAAUUCUCACCCAAGCGAGCCUCACGAAAGUCCUCGAAGAAGAAAACUGUGAAGUCACGAAGAUCGAGAUCUUUACUUAGGUUACCGUCCAUAAGGACCAAGUCUUCCCACAAGUCACUAAGAACCAGUUCAUCUAGAGGCUCAAAGAAGCCAUCAAAAAACACUCGGCGAUCAAAGCCUGGCUCCAAAGCGUUAAAAAGCAAGGAUGUCACUCCGAAAGACGCUAGUCCCGCUCGUGACGAGGCUAAUUUUAAACCUAAAAAGUCAAAACCAGCUACGAAGGGGCGUAGACCCUCAAAAAAGGGUGCCAAGCACCAAUCUAGCAAACGAAGGUCAAAGCUAGGCGCAGUGAGCAGAAGACAUUACCCCAUAGAUUUGCACAGCCGUGGUGAUAACGAGGCUGUUCCUGUACCGCAAAAUGUACGAACAAGAAAACGAAGCAAGCACGGGUCCAAGAAAAGAUCUUCUCAGAAAACUAAGCCUAAACGUAUGUUGAAGGGUGCUGCCGCUCGCCAGUCAAGAGCAGUAAAAAAGCAGUCUAAAAUAGGACGGAAAUCACAAUUAGGACGAAAAUCGCAGGGACGAAAGUCAAAAGCUCCUCAGUCAAGAAGAGCUGGUCCUAAAAAGUCCCAGACCCCAAAAAGCCGAAUGAGUAAUGCGAAAUCCAGGACAGCACAGUCAAGGGGGAAUAAACCAGAUACGGACGACCGUGAUGAUAGUUGCCCGCAAGGUCAGGCGUCUAACCUUCUUCGCUCGAUGGAGAUUGUACGGUCCCGUUCUCAGAUUGAGCAAAUGAUAAUUGGCCUGCUUGCUGCCUGUCUGUUCCUAACAAUUUGCUGGUAUUACUCAGUAUCAUCUUUCAUGUCGGCGAUAUCACGUGGCAGAUUCUGAACAAACGGCAUCCUCGCAACAGUGAUGGUAUCCUACCGUAGGCAAACUUUAAAUAAAUGGUGACUAAAAUUCCACUAGAUAAAUA